GUGCAACUACAACGAAUCCGGCCACGUUCAUCGACUGCAUGUCCUCUUCAGACUUUUUCGGAAUGUAUAAAGACCUCCCUUGUUUCAUCAUCAACUGAGAGCCGCGUGCGGUACAGCACUUGCCAGUUGCUGCACUAUCUGUGCAGACCGAGCAGUGAGUCCCCAGAGAGAAUGCAAGUCGCGCUCGAGCAGCUUGUCGAAUCAGACCUGUCGGAGUUCCUGUUUGAACGUCUGAGGGAGCUUCAAUCAGACGUAAGAAUUCAAGACGCCGAUGAGGCAUUGGUCGUCCAGUCGGUGCAAGUACUGCGCAUGCUGUCCGUGAUUGGCGACAAAUUCGUUCGCCACUUUGUUUUCGGGUUUGACGUCGUUAUUCGUUGGCUGGACACUUGCAUUCAGUCGGGAUUCCGUCCCCUUCAGGCGGAGAUCAUGGCGUUGUUGUCAAAAGUUAUUGCAGUUGAUCCAGCGAGUGUGCCACUUCCAAGCGCACAGAAACUGACGCAGCUUAUUUCUAUCAUGGUUGAGCAAGACAAGGACUCGUCCCACGUGUACUGCGCUGAACCGUUGGACGGGAUAGCGAUCGCCGAUAAUCGUAACGUCAGUCUCAAUUGCGAAGAAGCGGCUGUCGAUGUCUGCCUGGACAUAUACAGCACCUGCUGCCAAGUGCUUACAUCCCUUCUGAGCUGCAAUGUUGAUCUGUCUCUUUCGCUUUCCUUGGAAAGCACCCUCUCCGCUCUCGCGGAAGCUCUCACGCCCUCCGAGCAGCCGCUAACGGAGAGCUGUCCGACGGGAACCAAGCCCUUCAGACUGAUGACACUGCUUUUGAAAUCGGCAAGCCAGUACUUUCAGCGAGCAUUUACUGACAAGCUGUCGGCGGUGCUGCCCAGUCGUCUGCAGCCAGCAACCGCCGCUGCUGGACAUCCCUUCGUCCGACGCCCUCAGAGUCAGGAGGAAGGAUUCGACCUUCUGUUACAGAUCUGCGACAUCCAUUUGCUGCCGUGUUUCAUUUUGCUCCAAGACGAUCUCAGCCGUAGGAUCGAGGAUGAGCACUUAGUUCUGUUAUUCCUUGAGGCACUUGCAGAAGUGUUCCGGCACUCGUCCCGGCGUAGUGCGAUCGUCCACGCGAAAAAACUCGCUAGAGCUUUCUGGUUCCGUCUUGGAUACGAGAUCAUGGACCGGUUCGGCGUGGCAAGCAUAAGGCGAGCGAUGUUCGAGUUUUUUGCAGAUCUGGUCGAUUACCUAUUGGACGAGGGUUAUGGAAACCUACUGCGAGGAGCAGCUACUCAGCUUCCACCUUCUCCAGAAGAUGCUCUGGCUGUGGCGGAAGAAGACGGCAGCAAAGAUGAGGAAGUGGCAGCCGCUCAACUUGCCGUCUUGCUCUUAUUCUAUGCAGGGAUGCUUUAUGACAACAGAAUUGUUGACAGCAUGCGAUUGUUGUCAUCAAUAGAAAAACACAUUCUGAUUAACCGGAGGCGUUUGAAGGACGAUCAGCCGAAUGUUGAAGACUGCAUCCGAUUCAUCCUAUUCCUGUACGUCUCCGCAAAGCGAGAUGUUGGGCAGUAUGCCAUUCUCCAGAGCAACGAUGCGGAGACGGCACUCACGGAAAUCCUUCUUUCCAAACAUUUCCGCAAGCCGUUCCCAUGCAUGCAAACGAAUGAGCAGCACGUUCUCAUCUGGCUCCUCAAGAAAGAAGAACUGCUGGGUUUCAAUAUGUGGAUGUUGGAGUCAUGGAUAUCAAAGGCACAUCCAUAUGCAUGUCUCCUAUUAGGCAAUAGAUCUCGAUCUGUGGGAGCAGCGCCUGCCGAACACGAACACACUGCAACUGCUCGAAGACGAACACAUUGCUCUUCCCAUGGAUUCUCAACAGCAGCAUCAACUGUGACAUCGACAUCAGCAUCAUCGUUGUUCGCAUCCUCAAUCCGACCAGGGGCGGCUGAGGACGAGACCACGUUCGCCGCAUCGAGAGGAGAAGGAGCUGUCUUACCAGACAACUCUCUGUCCCAAGGGAUGCCAGAUGCUGCAGAUGGCAACUGCAUCGAAGUUCUUGCAGAUAUCUUGUCCGAUACUGACAGUGGCAAAGCAGCCGCGUCCGUGUUGGUUGCUCUGUUCGAUGGCGUAUCUAGGACUAGCGACAGCGAACCGUCGGUUUCUCAUCUGCUCCAAUUCUUCAAACAGAUGUGUGUCUUUUCAUCAGCGGCUGCCAACACUCUCCAUGUGCAUGGUCUUCCGGACGUGGUGAGUCUUUCCAAUCAAGUCGAAAGGUCAAUCUAAAACUGUUCAAUGAUGACAUUUUUUAUGGGCAACAACGUGCGUGCGUGUGUGUGUGUGUGUGUGUGUGUGUGUGUGUGUGUGUGUGUGUCUGUGUGUGUGUGCAAACAGGAUAGAAAAGAAAGAGACGAAAAGAAGAAAAAAGAAGAGGAAAAACUAAUAAACAAAAUAAAAUACAAAAAGAAAAAAAAAGAAAAAGAAAAAAAAAAGAAAAAGAAAAAAGAAAACAAAAGGAAAAGAAAAGU
This is a messenger RNA of Chara braunii, 2510 nucleotides long. The record is from the annotation of a GenBank genome assembly. NCBI's taxonomy places the organism in Eukaryota, Viridiplantae, Streptophyta, Charophyceae, Charales, Characeae.